AAAACAGUGGAGAGAUAAAUCACAGUGACUUGACGGCUCAUUUAGUGGGAGAAUCAGUGCUUAGUGUCUACGAUCAUGUGUCCUUGUUCAGAAUCUACCACUCAAGAACAAUUAAACUGGCGUGGGCAAGCAAGUUUUCUUUAAUUUGACUGCAUAUAGUAAAGCUAAAAUUUGUGGGAACAAACACAAAAUAUGGGUGCAUCUUUAUCAUCAUCCUGCAUUCAAAAUAAGAAGCACUCAACUGCUGCAAAACUUUACACAGUCCUCAGCAUUGAUGGAGGUGGCAUUAGAGGAAUCAUUCCUGCUACGAUUCUUGAGUUUCUUGAAUCCCAGCUUCAGGAUCUGGAUGGGGAAGGUGCGAGAAUUGCAGAUUACUUUGAUGUGAUUGCAGGAACAAGUGUUGGUGGUCUCAUAGCCACCAUGUUAGCUACUCCCGAUGAACAUAACCGGCCGGCCUUCUCCGCCAAGGAUAUCACACCUAUGCUUUUUGAAUAUGGGCCUUUUAUCUUCCCAUCAGGAAGAGGGAUCCAAGAUAUGCUGAAAGGUCCCAAGUAUGAUGGAGAGUUCCUUAAGCAAAUGCUAAGGAUAAAGCUAGGAGGCAUUCGGCUGCAUCAAGCUUUGACUAAUCUUGUCAUUCCAACCUUUGACAUCAAAUCUUUCAAACCAAUUAUUUUCUCCUCCCGUGAGGCUAAUGUGUGUGGUGGUAUGGAUGCUUUGCUAUCGGAUGUGUGCAUUGGGACAUCUGCAGCGCCGACAUAUUUCCCUCCGUACAAAUUUGUGAAUCACGACAUCCUAGGCGAGGAGUAUGAGUUCAACCUCGUAGAUGGUGCCGUGGUCGCAAACAAUCCGACCUUGGUUGGCCUAAGUGAAGCAAACAAGGUUGGGAUGGAGAGAAGAAAAAACAAGUUUUUGUCAAAGAAGCUCAAGGCUAUGGACUAUAGUCAGCUUUUGGUCAUCUCUUUAGGCACAGGCUCCCGGAAUUUGGAGAACAAAUACUGUGCUGAGGUGGCAGCCAAAUGGAACGUUUUAGAUUGGAUGGUUCAAGUUGACACUGGAAUCCCUACACUAAUUUCAUGCCCUCUCAUCAACAUGGUUUCCUAUGGAAUGUCCGAUAUGGUUGAUUAUCAUAUUUCUACCAUCUUUCACUCUCUUAAUGUUGGGGAAAAUUAUCUCAGAAUUCAGGAUAAUACCUUAGAUGGUACACUUGCAGCCAUGGAUAAUGCUUCUUUGGAGAAUAUGAUACACCUUCGAGAAAUAGGUGAAAACUUGCUUAAACAACCUGUUUCAAAAGUGGAUCUCAAUUCUGGAGUAUAUAUGCAAGUUUCAAAGGAUUACACAAACGAGGACAUUUUGAAAAAAUUUGCAAAAAUACUGUCAAAUCAGAAGAAAAACUACCCAAGAAAAAGAUCCAAGUAGAAUCACACAAAAACUCUCAAUGAAAUUCAUCACAUCUGAAAAGGAGAAAACAAUCGAACUAAAAGUUUAUCAUUAUUGAUGAAUAAUACUUUAUUAGAGUAUUUCUGUGUUAAGUGUAAUAAUAAUAUAAUAUUCCAUGCAAGCAUAUAACUAGUAGUAUAAUAAGAUUUUUCUUUUUGAGUA
This is a messenger RNA of Ipomoea nil (Japanese morning glory), 1599 nucleotides long. RefSeq names its product patatin-like protein 1. Lineage: Eukaryota; Viridiplantae; Streptophyta; Magnoliopsida; Solanales; Convolvulaceae. Gene Ontology annotation, molecular function: glycerophospholipase activity; monoacylglycerol lipase activity. Gene Ontology annotation, biological process: lipid metabolic process. The coding region runs from base 193 to 1416 and encodes 407 amino acids. The record is from RefSeq and is a predicted model, not a curated record. The transcript is spliced from 7 exons.